UAUACUUUUCUCGUGUUUCUUUUCUCAUAAACUUAGAAAACAAAUAAAUAAAUAGAUUUAUUUUAAAUAAACUUUAGAAUAUUCAUCACAAUGGCCAGCAAUCAAAAUAGAGCUGGCUAUGUAUUCUUGAAGAACGAGCGAGUGGAAAAGUUCACAUUAAGAGUCUGUGACGUCACAAGUACUACUAGUAUCAGCACAUAACAAGUAUUAGUAUGUGCGCACGCAUGACGUCACGAGUACAAGUAUGAGCACGCGCAUUACGUCAUAAUCAGCGCUAGAUUGAGCGCGCACUAGUGCAUGCAGAAGAACUAGUACUUAUGAGCGCGCACAUUACGUCAUAAUAAAUACUAGUAUGAGCGCACGCUUUUAUUAUCUAUGCUGUGACAUGACCAAGCGCUCGACAUUCAAAUAUCAAUCAAAGAAAGUCAAAAAGGCUGUGAUCGUGAAGAAUUAUGUCGGGAUUCUUUUCAAGCUUUAUACAUUUAAGCAAAGAUGAAGACGUAUUGAAGUACAAAAACAGAGUCGUGCUUGUAGAAACUCAUUUCAAAAAACUUGCAAAACUCGUCGAAAAAUAUGCCAAAACAACUGAAAAGCUUGGUCAACGCGGUGUCAGCAUUUCCAACGCAGUUUCUACAUGUUUUGAAGAUUUGGAACAAGAAGACAUCACGCUAAACGUAGAAAAGUUCUGUACUAACUUAACUGCUUUACAAGAUGAAAGAAAGCAGUUUGCAAUUGACUUGAAAAGCAGAAUUGCUGGGGAUUUCCGCGUAAAUGAGACAAAAUGCAAAGAAACCAAGAAAGAAAUCGAUGUGUGCAUUCAUUUAAUUGACAAAGAACAACGCGAAAAAGGACUGUUGAACAAACUACAAAACAAAGUUCCAAUCGACAGAAGGAAGGUCAUGGAGACAAAAGUUCGUUUGGAGAAAGCUCAGGCUCUGACAAAGAACUCCAGAAACCUGCUAGACCAACAAAUGGAAGAGUUUGAGGUGGAGAAACUCCAAGACUCGGGCCGUAUCCUUCGGGAAUUUGUCCGUACAGAGAUGCAAUUCCAUGCCAAAUGCCUUCAAACUUACACAGACGCAUACAAACACUUAAUGAAAAUACCAGAGACGAUUAAUGAUGAUAACACAGUUUUUAGGCUUAUAGAAGAGAAAACCGGGAGAAAAUCACCUGAAAUAAAGUCGAAAGAUUUUCUUUUUGUAAAGAACAAGACACUAGAUUCACCUCUUUGUCUCGUCGAUCUUUAGGAAUACACUGAUUAUUUCUAAAAUAAAACUAUUACUAUUUUUCCAUCGUUUCACCCUUAUCUUGAUUCUCCAGUAAUAAAGAGUUCUUAUCUAUUUUGUA
Messenger RNA from Exaiptasia diaphana, 1347 nucleotides. Its product is annotated as protein FAM92A-A. Bases 453 to 1247 code for a protein of 264 amino acids. Lineage: Eukaryota; Metazoa; Cnidaria; Anthozoa; Actiniaria; Aiptasiidae. The record is from RefSeq and is a predicted model, not a curated record. Gene Ontology annotation, biological process: cilium assembly. The transcript has a single exon. Gene Ontology annotation, cellular component: ciliary transition zone; ciliary basal body.